CAGACAUCAUUAUCAAAAUGGGAAAACUAUUAGCACUCCUCGUUGUGGGUCUCUGCCUGAGCCAGGUGAUCGUUGCUGAGCGCAUCGUCAAUUGCUAUUGGGGAACGUGGGCCAACUACCGCACCGGCAAUGGCAAGUUCGAUGUCUCCAACAUCGACUCUGGUCUGUGCACGCAUCUGAGUUACUCCUUCUUUGGCAUCAAGGACGAUGGCAACAUUCAGUCCCUGGACACCUGGCUGGACUACGAUCUGGGCUUCAUUAGCCAGGCCGUUGGUCUGAAGCGUCAGAACCCCAACCUGAAGGUCCUCGCCGUUGUUGGCGGCUGGAACGAGGGAUCCACCAAGUACUCCUCGAUGGCCGGUGACUGGUACAAGCGCCAGAACUUCAUCAACUCGGCCCUCAACCUGCUGCGCAACAAUGGAUUCGAUGGCUUGGAUCUGGACUGGGAGUACCCCAACCAGCGCGGUGGCAACUGGAACGAUCGCACCAACUUUGUGACCCUGCUGCGCGAGAUCAAGGAAGCCUUUGCUCCCUACGGUUAUGAGCUGGGAAUUGCUGUCGGUGCAGGAGAGUCUCUUGCCAGCGGCUCCUACGAGAUCUCCAACAUCGCCCAGCACGUGAACUUCAUCAACGUGAUGACCUACGACUUUGCCAUGGCCUCCGACGGACACACCGGCUUCAACGCUCCCCAGUGGGCCGUUGAGGAUUCCAUCAACUUCUGGCUCAGCCAGGGCGCUCCCGCCAACAAGCUGGUCAUCGGCGUUGGCACCUACGGACACAGCUACACCCUGUCUGAUGCCUCCCAGAACUGGCCCGGAGCACCGUGCCGCGGCGCUGGCAACUCUGGACCCUACACCGGCGACAACGGCUACUUGGGCUACAACGAGAUCUGCUUGAACAACUGGCACACCGUCUUCGACUACAACAAUGCCGCUCCCUAUGCCUACAACGGUGACCAGUGGGUGAGCUUCGACAAUGUGCUCAGUGUGCAGUACAAGAUGGACUUUGCUCUGUCCAAGAAUCUGGCUGGUGCCAUGAUCUGGUCCCUGGAGACCGACGACUACCGCGGUCAGUGCGGCGAGUCCUAUCCCCUGCUGAAGACCAUCAACAGGAAGUUGCGUUGGUAAAUGCUUCGGCAACGAACGAUGAACAUAAAUAAAGAAUUAUUGAAUUGAAAA
This is a messenger RNA of Drosophila subobscura, 1178 nucleotides long. RefSeq names its product acidic mammalian chitinase. Lineage: Eukaryota; Metazoa; Arthropoda; Insecta; Diptera; Drosophilidae. Gene Ontology annotation, molecular function: chitinase activity; chitin binding. Gene Ontology annotation, biological process: chitin catabolic process; carbohydrate metabolic process. The record is from RefSeq and is a predicted model, not a curated record. The coding region runs from base 18 to 1127 and encodes 369 amino acids. The transcript is spliced from 3 exons. Gene Ontology annotation, cellular component: extracellular region.